Messenger RNA from Cygnus olor (mute swan), 3671 nucleotides. It is a transcript of the gene EEIG2, whose product is annotated as family with sequence similarity 102 member B. NCBI's taxonomy places the organism in Eukaryota, Metazoa, Chordata, Aves, Anseriformes, Anatidae. The record is from RefSeq and is a predicted model, not a curated record. The coding region runs from base 70 to 1257 and encodes 395 amino acids. The transcript is spliced from 11 exons.
CGCCAGCGGCUGAGGCGUGAGCGGAGCCGAGCCCCGUCCCGUCGCGGCGGUGCCGCCCUCGCUCGGGGCAUGGGCGCGGAGCGCGGCGGGCGGCGCGGCGCGGAGCUGCCGCGGGGCGCUGAGCGCCCGUGGGGGCGGCCGCCGGGAGGCCCCAGGCCCGCGUCCUUCGCGAUGCUGAUGAAGAAGAAGAAGUUCAAAUUCCGCGUGGAGCUGGAGCUGGACGAGCUCUCCUCCGUGCCCUUCGUCAACGGCAUCCUCUUCUGCAAGGUGCGGCUGCUGGACGGCGGCAGCUUCAGCGGGGAGUCCUCCCGGGAGGUAGUACAGGCAAACUGUGUCCGCUGGAAGAAGAAGUUCCUAUUUAUGUGUAAAAUCAGUGCCAGUGCCACAACAGGAAUUCUGGAUACUUGCAUCUGCAGGGUGUCUGUACGGAAGGAGUUAAAAGGAGGAAAGGCAUAUGCAAAGCUGGGCUUUGCAGAUCUAAAUCUAGCAGAGUUUGCUGGAUCAGGAAAUACCACUCGUCGCUGUUUACUAGAAGGUUAUGAUACCAAAAAUACAAGACAGGAUAACUCCAUUCUCAAGGUUUUGAUCAACAUGCAGCUAAUGUCUGGAGACCCAUGUUUUAAAAUGCCUCCUUCCACAGCAAUGUCUAUAGCAAUUGCUGGAGAAUCAGAAUCUUUGCAUGAAGACAGGAAAGGCAGAGAAAACUUAAUAGUACAUCUGGGUAUAGCAGAUGUUUCAUCAAAGAGUGCCUCAGUCCCAGACGAACUUGGUGCAUGCGGACAUUCCAGAACAUCAAGCUAUGCAAGUCAGCAGUCAAAACUGUCAGCAGGCUAUAGCACAUCUCACUCUAGGUCAUCCAGUAUGUCUGAACUGUGCCACAGGAGAAACACCUCAGAGGGUAGUACCUCAACAGGAAUUGGAAGUAUUCCAGGGCCCUGUGAAGAGAUGGAUCCAAAAGUAACUGAAACCAACACUGAUACAUCUAUUAAAGAUGCAUCAUCAGAAAAACUUUGCAGACAUCCUGUAAAACAAGACUCCGUGGAGUCGCAGCUGAAGAGGGUUGAUGCUACCAGAGUUGAUGCUGAUGAUGUAGUCGAAAAAAUACUCCAGAGUCAAGACUUCAGUUUAGACUCAAGUGCAGAAGAGGAAGGCUUAAGAUUAUUUGUGGGCCCUGGUGGAAGCACUUCUUUUGGAAGCCAUCAUCUACCUAACAGAGGUGGAUCUGGAGCAUAUGAGCAGGUGGUGAUAAAACGCUAGACUAGAAUGACUUGAACAGAAGCGGAGAACGUGGAACUCUGGCAUUGACACUUUUCUUCAAGUUCACUCUCUUGCAAGAGCUGUGAAAGCCAAGAUGAACUCAGUGUGAACUUUUUUUGGAAAAGUAAUGGAAUGCCUCCUGCUCAUAUAACUAAACAUUGCCUUGAUACCAUAGAAGAUAAAGCUCUGUAUACGUUGUGAAAGCACUUGGACUGUUUUUGUAAGCUGUAUCUGAUGUUAGUGAAUUACUUUUCAAGUUGUUCCCCAACUUUUUAGAAACAUGAUUUAGUGGGUCCUAUUUCAGUAUUUCACCGCAGAGGUCACAUGUGGUCAUGUGCUCCACAACUUCUUUUCUAAAGAAGUUCCAGAAAGCCUUAAACAGACCUGAAGAAACCAGUUAGCCUCAAUUUUGACUGUACCUGUCAUUGAAGUCUUCAAGAAGCUAACUCCUUCUAUCCAGUCAAAAGUUAGUACCAUGUGAAGGUUAUGGCUUCCACAGAACAACCCAACUAUAUUUUUAACAUAACCAAAACCUUCUCAUAAGGUUGCAUUGGCGGAGGUGAAGUUUACAUGCAUUAAAAAAGACUCAAUAGAUCUACACCAGCCCGUAAUAGGUUGUGUUACUUGAAGUCUAGAGGCUUACGUACAUCAAAUAUGAUGGUUUUGUACAAGUAACAAAAGAAGCAGGAUACCACAUCAAAAUGUGACACAGUAGUGUAUUAUCAAGAAAGCUGGCUGUGUCCCUAAGGAUUGCUAACUCUGGAGUUCAAACGCUUCUUCCAACAGAAACUUGCUUCAGUAAUGCACAAGCCUUGAAAGUCAGAGGGAUGGUACUGUUUACAAAUCUUAUCAAUAGUUUACUACCACUUUGAACUUUUUAUUGUAGCUUAACCCUUCCCAGUUACUGUUUUGCUUGGGUUUUGAAGGUGCCUUGAGGGAUAGGGGAGGUACAGGGAUAUUAAAAUAUUUACUAAACAACUUAAGCUUUAAAACUAGGUAAACAUCUAAACUGCUACCAGUAUAACUUAUUAAGAGAAGCACUUUAUUGUAGACAUAUUCUGCACUCUGAAAAGGAAUUACUGUGCAACAAAUCUGUCUUUUGAUGUUGAACACUUACUCCUUCGCUAUCUGUCCACUGUUACAUUAAGGUCAAUGUACUGUAUUUAAAUUUGCACAAAUAGCCAUCUGCCUGCCAGACAGAAAAGAUGAAAUAUCUCUUAAAAUUUUCAUUGAGAAUUAUGAAAGAAUCCAUUUUUCAAGUAAUGUGCUAGGUGACACAUUUCGAAUUCAGGCUUGGAUCUGCUGUAUUUUUAACUGCAAAAUGCAUGUGACCUGUAUUUUGUUACAAUUAAUUGUAUAGUUAAUCAGUAAGGUUUAGAUUAAAUACAAAUAAAAAUUGCAUGGCCAUCUUAGAAAGCUUUAAAUUCUUCCAAAAUUGAUGUUUGACAUUCUUUUAUUGAACUAUAAGUAAGCCUUAUUUGUUUUCCAUAAAUCCAGAGUAGUUAUUAAACUCUUAUUUGUUAAGGAAAUUAUUUCUUAAAGAAAUUUCUUAAGGAAAUUUCAGAGUUUGAAGCUUGAGUAGUGUUACUAAGUAUGAAUGAAUUGUUUCUCAGUUACGGUACUUCAACACUUAUUUCCUACUGGAAACCAUAAUCUCUAAGCAUUUUAAUGGGUAAAAAGAAUUAAUGCAAAGACUCUAUUUUAGCUGCUGUUAAUAGAAAUGUGGUAUUAUCUAUCCAUUUCUUCACAGGAAUUUUAAACAGAAAACAAAUAACUAUUAGUAUAGUAUCUGUCAGAGCAUGAGUUUCCUUUUAUAUACCUGUUUUGUACAAAAAAUAUCCUACUGCAAGCCAAAAGAUGCAUGAAAUUUGAAUUAUGUUGCUUUCAGUACUCCUAGACACUGCUACACUUUUUGACAAAUCUGUUAAAACCAGGAGUAGUUAGAUGGUAGUUUACUUAAGUUUACUAGGAAAAAUAGGCAUAGUAAGAAGAAAUGUAAAGAAGUGUUGUACAGCUACUUACGUAGUUCUUAAGGAAAUUUCCAUAGCCUAGAUUUGUAUUCUGUGUUAAAAUACACAAGUAACUGCCAUAGAUUAGGUAUUUUGUUUACUAGAAACUGCUACUUCUUGCCUGAGAAGAUCUUUUAAGUAAGAACGAAGUUUACAUGGAAAUCAAGCUUUAAAUAAAGCUGUGUUGUACCAUUUUAUUGUUCACACUUCAAGCUAAAACUCUUUAUGUAGUGAUUCUGUAAUUGUGCAUAUUUUAAGUGGAAUGUAACCUUCAUACUUGGAUGUAUUUUCUUUUUUUUUGUAAACUGUGUUGUAAGAACACUUUUGUGAACUGUUUGGGAUAUGUUUCUAAACUGUAUUUAAUGUAAAUGUCUCAGAUGCAAUAAACUCAUGUUGCAAGGAAAA